Messenger RNA from Chondrus crispus (carragheen), 276 nucleotides. RefSeq lists its product as hypothetical. Lineage: Eukaryota; Rhodophyta; Florideophyceae; Gigartinales; Gigartinaceae. The transcript has a single exon. The record is from RefSeq and is a predicted model, not a curated record. Bases 1 to 276 code for a protein of 91 amino acids.
AUGUGCAUUGUUCACGCCCUAUGCCUCCAAACCAGUUGCUCCAACUCGCCCAAAAGUGGUCCCUUCCUACUCUCGCUGCUUCCGCUGUCUUCAUGCCAGCAUCCGUGCACAAAAAAAAAAACUUCUUGCACGCAUCCCUGUUAUUGUUGUCAUGUCCCGCUGCCGUUUCAUCAUGCCAUGCGCCCCACGUUUGCAAAUAUCCGACUCGGCUGUGCAAGGAGCCACAUCACCGCAGCACAAGAACGCCGCAACACCUUCAUGGCGAAUGACCAGUAA